CCCGCCAGGGAGAGGAAACGGGGAGGAGGGUGUCUGACCGAUCAGCUUCCGCCUCUCAGUUCCUCCUCCAGGGCCAAAACUUUUCAAGGGGGCUUGCGAACCAAGAUUGCAAGGAAAAUCCAGCCUUUUUGCAGCUCUGUGCCAGGUAGGUCAACCUACGUAGUUCUCGCCAAAGAGGAAUUUUAUUCGUUCUGCCAGGGGAGUUAAAAGAUUCUGGCCUCUUUCCCAAGCCAGGCCCCACGACGAGCCACGACUUGAGACAGACGGGUGGAACAAGAGGCUUGUUUUCAGCAGCAGGACACCUGGGAUGGAUGCAAAAGGGCAGCCCCUUUAACAGGACUGAAUGGCUGAAUCCUAAAGAGUUGGGUUUUUUUGCAAUAGUGCUGAGGUUGAGCUGAAUCAGCCUGGCACCCUUGAGCUGCCCCCAAGCCCAGUGCGUCUGCCUGGAUCCAAUCGGUGCCGAGUCCCAAAUAUGCCAGGUUAGCAAAGGUUGAGCUAGGUGCAGCUGCAACAGAGCAUAAGGCCAUUUCAGACGCUCCUAUUUGAAAUCAGGCCUUUUAUGCAGACCCCAUGAGGACUGGAAACUUAUUGUGUUUUUAGCAAAUUGCUGUAGUUAAGCAGCAAAGCCUGCAAACGAUCCUUCCCCUGGGAAUCUGACAAGCCCCUGCCUGUCAGUUUAGCGGAGGGUUGCCAAUCUUUUUCGAGCUGGAAGUGUUGGGUCUGGCGCGAACAUCGGCCGAGCUGCUUGCGGCGAGAGGGAAGGAGAGAGCGAGGCCAUAACUGAACCUUGAGGGUUCCCAGCAUAUGAGUCACCUUUAAGGUGAGACCUCAAGGCAGCAGACGUCUCAAACGUGGCAAGUUCCCUAUCCCACAUAAAAAAAAGGGUUUUGUGGUGGGGGAGGCACGGUUCUGCUCAAGAUCUUGAAGAGGUGCUGCCGGUCAGAGCCCUGACCUAGCCACUGUGAUCCACGUGACGGUCACCUCCAGACUGGAUUAUUGUAACUCACUCUACGUGGGGCUGCCCUUGAGACUGACCCAGAAACUCCAGCGGGUGCAGAAUGCCGCGGCGAGACUCCUUACAGGGUCCUCACUGUGAGAUCACAUUCACCCAGUGCUUUACCAACUGCACUGGCUCCCGGUGGAGUACAGGAUCAGGUUCAAGGUGCUGGUUUUAACCUUUAAAGCCCUAUACGGCCUAGGACCCUCGGACCUACAGGACCGCCUCUCCUGGUAUGCCCCACAGAGGAACUUACGAUCCUCAAACAAAAACAUCUUGGAGGUCCCGGGCCACAGGGAGGUUAGGCUGGCCUCAACCAGAGCCAGGGCCUUUUCGGCUGUGGCCCCGAUCUGGUGGAACGCUCUGCCACAAGAAAUUUGGGCCCUGCGGGACUUGACAUCUUUCCACAGGGCCUGCAAGACAGAGCUGUUCCACCAGGCCUUUGGCCAGGGCGCAGCCUGACUCCCUCCUUUGGCAAUCACAGAGCUCUAGCCCAAUGGUUGCCAUCAAUUUGAUUUGAAUUAAUUUUAUAAUGAAAUGAUUUUAGAAUGUUGUAUUAUUUUAUUGUUGUUAGCUGCCAUGAGCCCGGCUUUGGCUGGGGAGGGCGGGAUAUAAAUAAUAAUAAUAAUAAUAAUAACAAUAAUAAUAAUAAUAAUAAUAGGACCAGUGGUCUGACUUGGUCUGAAAACAGCUUCGUGCAUUUGGAUUGGGUGAGGGGCUAUAGAUCAGUGGUAGUGUCUGUGUGUUGCCUGUUUUUUUGGGGGGUGGGGAACCCACCCCCUGCCUCCUCCAGCAUUUCCAGCUAAAUCUUGUAAAAAUAAUAAUAAUCAAAGUUUAUAUAUGCCCCUCACUUGAAUACCCUGUUUCCUGCCGGCACCCAUAACAGUGACCAGUUCUGGAUGCUGUUAGCUUAACUUAAAGAUAUUUGAAACAGAGUCAGUCAAACAAUAUUCAGAAAGCCGAUUCUUAGAAUUGCCUUGAAAUCCAUCCACAAAGAGUGUUAUUUAUGUUUUAAUCUUCCCAGUUGAUCAAAAUCCGGAGGGCUACAUUAAUUUAAUUUUCCCCUUAACGUUUUUUUUAAAUGAAUUCAUUUAUGUAACUUAUUUAUUAAUUUCCUUCUAAGCCUUCUCAAGGCCAUUUGAAAGAUAAUUUAAAAAGCAGUUAAAAACGCAAGAACAAGAAGCACAUAUAAAACAAGGCCAAUUCUCGGUUGGUUCAUAAGGACCAAAGGUUUGGGAGCCGCUGAUUGUUUUCUAAGCAAUUAAUCCGGGGCAUAAAUGAGGCUUGCCAAGACCCAGAGAUGUUCCCAAUAUCUCCUCCCACCUUUUACAUUGCAGGUUUGCACAGAAGACAAAACACCAAACCGAAAAAACCCAGAGGGCAAAGAUGGCGGGCUGAUGACAUCUCCUCUUUCUUGAACGUUUUGGUGAAGAGUAAGAGGUGGUGGACAAAAUCUCCCUGGGAAGAGGCUGAUGGCCUGCCGGCAUGGUGGAGAACCUCCCUCUGCUGCCAAGCUUCCACCCCUCCAGGCCCCAAGAUGCUCUUCCAACUGGGGCGCUGGCCUCUCCAGACCACUCGCCAAGGCGGCAGAGGACGGUACAGCAUCUCUGAGCAUGGAGGGCAUCUUCAGGGUCUUGGCCGCAAUCCCGGGAAACAGGCUGGUCCAGUACAAACACAAGCUGGGCUGCAGGCGGCAAGGCGGGAAGAGUUGCAGGCUCCUUCAGGCCAUGAUCCUCUUGACCCUGGGCAGAGAGACGGAGGCCAGACUGAGCCUGGAAGCGUUGGGGAAUUGCGCUGCGGUGGCAGACAUCUACAAGAGCCACCAGCGGAGCGCUGCAGCAAGCAGGGCCGAUCCAGCCCCUUCAAACCAGGAUGCAGGAGUGGCGCUGGCUGUGGCCCAGAUCUAUUCGUUGUUAGUAGAGGAAAAGCUCUGUGGGCCCCUGGCCAGAGACGAGGCUUACCGUAUCGCCAUCAAGGCUUUCCUUGAGAGUGAUGUCCCAAGGUCUGCUUUUGAGAGCCUCUUGAGCGAAGCUGAGCAAAAGUGUGGGCUGGAUUUUGUGCCUGCGGUGGCAAGCAACAGCUUCAGCGCUCCAGGAUGCGAUGGGGGGAGGCCUUCCUCCACAGCAGCAAAGAGCUCCCCCAUGCCAGUUUUGAGUUCCUGGGCUCCCUCCGAAAUCCAGCCUCUGUGCUCCACAGGCAGCCCGGCCUCGCUGCUCAGCCACCUGGAGAUCAGCCAGUCUCCAACCUUGCUGUUCCUCACCCAUUCCGUUCAGCAUGGCGUCCCCGAGCCCAGCAAGCUGUGUGGAAGUGGCCCCAACUCCCUGGUGCAGCCUGGAGAAGCGGGAGCCACUGCCGAGUCUCCAGCCAAUUCUUGCUCUGGGAGACCAGCGGAGCCCGUCGUGCAAGGCCAAGAGGAAACCAGGCAAACCAGUGAUCCUGGAGGCAACCAUUCUUGCUUGUCAGUUCAGCCUCCCCCUAAAAUUACGCAGCCGCUGGAAGAUGGAGAAAACAGGGAACCCCGAAGUCUGGUGGCCUCGGAACCGCAGGGUUGUGCAGGAUGUCCACUCCAGAACUCACAAGCGCCAUCCACACCUCUGCCUGGUUUAGCACCUUCUGCACUGUUUGUUCCAAGAACCGUGGAAGAUUCCUCCUCCCUGAAGCCGAGCUUGGAGACUGGGUCCUCUUCAAGCUCUGGUUCUCCUCCUCCUCAUUCAUCAGGACCUCCCUUGACAGAUCUGCCGGCUGAGGAGCAACCCUUCUUCACUUUCGUUGUGGUCCAUGCCCCUGAAGACGAGACAGUCGCCUGCCGGGUGAGGGAGCGGCUGGAGGCCCUGGGCGUUGCCGACGGGGCGACGGUCAGCGAGGACUUCCUUGUCCCUGGGCACUGCCAGCUCAGCUGCUUCCAGGAUGCCCUGGAUAACUCGGCCUUCACCCUCCUCCUCCUGACAGAGAACUUCAAGAGCCGCUUCUGCGCCUUCCAGGCAAACGUGGCCUUGAUGGACUCCUUCCAGCGCUUCUGCAAGACCAACUCGGUGGUGCCCUUCAUUGCCAAAGAGAGCCCCGUGAAGAGGCGAGAGAUGCCUUUCCUGCUCGCGGCAAUCGUGCCGCUGGAUGAGACCUCGCCCGUCUUUGCCAGGCGGGUCAAGAAAACGUUCUCCCCAGCGGUGAUCCGGGAGAAGAGGGCCCUGUGGAAUAUCUCGAGGCAAAUCCGGAACCAGGAGCGCUUGCAGGAGCAGCAGAGUGAGUACCAGCAGGCCCUGCAGCGCCUGUCUGGCCUCAGGGUCAGUUCGCAAGUUCUGAUGCCCUCGCAGAGGGGCUUUCUGGGGCUGCAGACCCCACCUGACCAGCCAUUUUUCUACCCUGAAAUGCCUCAACCUCAGCUGGGGCCUGAUCAACUUUCCCAUCCAUAUGUGUUCUCACGGGGUUCCCCGGGGCUCAUGUCUGGGGCGCCUCCGUCGCACCUCAUAAUCCAGAAUGCCCAAAUGGUCCAGAUUGGAGACUAUAACCAAAUGCAGGUGGAGAGGGCAGGUGCGGCGGCAGAAGAGGAAGAAGGUGGUUUGGACGGGAGAGAGAGACCUGGAGGCUGAAGCUCAAAGUGCCUCCAUCUCUUUGUGGCGUUGUGAUCAGGGGCACGGCCACAUGUAGAAACUCUGUUCUGCUCCUCCUCGACCCAAAAUGGGCGCCAGAAGAUCUGGAGAGGCAGCAGGAAAAGGGAGCCCUCCUGGAACGAGUUGGUUUGGUUUAACGAAGUUUGUCAAAUCGGAUCAGAAAUGUCUGAACAACACCCAGAAGCAGUUCGCGUAACUCUCAGGGGAAGCGAAUGAGAAUCCAGUUCGUUUUGGAGUAGAACUCAGAACAAUUUCUCUCCGGUUGCCUGAUUUGAGUUGACUUGCAUGCUGCUUCUCGACAACGAAAUUUAUUUCAUAAAUUAUAUACAUCAGAAUGCUAAUACAGUCGUACCUCAGAAGUCAAACACCUUGCAACUUGAACGUUUUGGCUCCUGAACGCUGCACACCUGGGAGUGAGUGUUCCAGUUUGCGAACGUUCUUUGGAACCUGGACGUCUGACGCAGGUUCCGCGGGUUCCGAUUGGCUACAGGAGCUUCCAAUCUGAAGCUGCACCUUGGUUUCUGAACGUUUUGGAAGUUGAACGGACUUCUGGAACAGAUUCCGUUCGACUUCCAAGGUACAACUGUAUAUGAAAUACAGAGCAUGUCAAAACUGACAGAACACAAUUUAACAAACACAGAAUGAAUUCAACAUUACCAAAAACAAGAAAACAAAACACGCAGCAAUCUAGGUUUAAGUACAUAUAAGCAAAGCUAAAUAAGAGCUAACUGACAAUAAAUAAUGUCAACCUUAAAGACCAUAAUAGUUGGGGGGAAAAUAAAUUAAACUGUUCACAUUCCACUCUGUCUCUAUUCGUUCUGCUGCUUUCUUCUUAGGGCACUUUUGGCCUAAUCAAUUUGUUCCCUGGCUUCUUUUUGGACGUGAUUUUAACCCGGAAUUUUCCUGCCCAUUUCCCCUGUUUUCCACGAUUUGCUGAUUCAGGCCACCCUGCCUCUCUGGAAGCUGCUCCACACAAAAACACUCCCAUCGAAAACAAAAAAUGGACAAAGGUUUCAUCCACGUAAAGCUGACAGAAGAGCUUUAAAAAAAGUAAAUUUUAUUAGUAUUUUCCACACAACAACAAAAAAACCCUCCCGAAAAAAAUACACAAAAACAAGCAUUUUACAAAACAAAUCCAAAUCUUACAAAUUAAUAAUAUAAACACUAAAAAGGAAAACAAACAUUGACUUCCACCAAUCCCACGGCGCCUCUUUUACCUCUCAUUGUAUCUUCCUGUUUUCCUUAUCAUCUCUGAUAUAAAUCCCUCUUUCUUAUCCUUUCACUUCACAAGGUUAUUCCAGACUCAGCCAGAUUUCUGUCCUCGAACCUUGGCUUUUAAGGUAUUCAUUUAGGCACUCCCAUUCCUUUUUCACUUCACUUUUUGGUCUUUGUCUUAUUAUAAAUGUCAAUUUGGCUAAUUCUAAAUAUUCUGAAAGCUUACAUAACCAUUCUCCCCUAGUGGGUAACUGAUUUCCUUUCCAGUAUUUAGCCACCAGGAUUCUUGCUGCAGGCGUUGCGUAUAAGAAAAAUUUAGUUUUGUCUUUUGGAAUAUGGUCGUUUAAAAUUCCUAAAAGGAAUGCCUCUGGCCUUUUACUGUAUGAUAUUCUUAGUAUUUUCUUUAUUUCUUCGUGGAUCAUGCCCCAAAAUUACCCAAUUUCGGGGCAUGUCCACCACAUAUGGUAGAAGAUUCCUUCCUCCAGCACUAAUUAUUAUAUGUUUUAUCCAUUUUUGCCAGCCUUUCUGGUAACAGGGACCACCUAUGAUGCAUUUUCAUAUAAUUCUCUCUUAUUCGGUAACAUGCUGUGAAAUUUAUAUUUUUUGUCCACAGUCUUUCUCAUUCAUUAUAAUCAGUUGAGCGGCCCAGAUCUUGUUCCCAUUUUUUAAUAGUGUCACCUUUUCCCACCUUUUCUAUUUUCCAAUUUUGUAACAAUUUAUAUAUUUUUGGGACGUGGGUGGCGCUGUGGGUUAAACCACAAAGCCUAGGACUUGCCGAUCAGAAGGUCAGCGGUUCGAAUCCCCGCGACGGGGUGAGCUCCCGUUGCUCAGUCCCUGCUCCUGCCAACCUAGCACUUCGAAAGCACGUCAAAGUGCAAGUAGAUAAAUGGGUACCGCUCCGGCGGGAAGGUAAAUGGUGUUUCCGUGCGCUGCUCUGGUUCGCCAGAAGUGGCUUAGUCAUGCUGGCCACAUGACCCAGAAGCUGUACCCGGCCAAUAAAGCAAGAUGAGCGCCACAACCCCAGAGUCGUCCGUGACUAGACCUAAUGGUAAGGGGUCACUUUACCCCUGUCUUUACUGUUGGGCAAUCCUUUAUUUCUUCUACAAGUUCCCUAUAUGUUAGUCAACUGUCUUUCAUAUUAUUUCUAUGCAUGGCUGAUGACUCUAUACGCAAUAGCCACCAGGGAGUUUUGGCUGUUACUAUUGUUUUAUUUCUUUCCCAAACUUUGAAUAGGGCCUUUUCACCAAAUGAUUAGUGAAGCCUCUAUGUGCUUUUAUUUUAUCGUGACCCAGGUAGCCAUGCCACCCGAAAACUUUGUCCCAGCCCUCCAGGUCUAGGAUUUCUGUAGCUGUCAGUAACAUCCAAUCUUUCAGCCACGUCAUGCAUGUGGCCUCAAAAUACAGCUUGAGGUCUGGGACCACAAACCCGCCCUUUUCUUUGGGCUCCAUCAAUACUUUGAACCUUACUCUUGGCUUCUUACCCUGCCAAAUAAAAUUAGAAAGAACCCUUUGCCAGCCUUUAAAACAUUUUGUCCCAAUAAUUAUUGGGAUCGUCUGGAAAAGAAAGAGCAUUUUUAGAAGAAUUGACAUUUUUAUCAAGGAUAUCCUACCCCAUAAAGACAAGUUCAGUUUAUUCCAUUUAUUUAAAUAUCCUUUUAUUUCCUUCCACUUCUUCACAUAAUUAUCCUUGUACAAAUUGGUAUUUUUAUUUGUAAUCCAGAUCCCCAAAUACUUAGCUUUCGUGGUGAUUUUAAGGCCGGUUACCCUUUCCAAUUCUUCCUGUUCUUUUACCCCCAUAUUUUUCGUUAAUAAUUUAGAUUUUUCUUUAUUUAACUUGAAGCCCGAUACUGCUCCGUACUCAGUCAAUUUCUUUAGGGCUUCUUGUAUACUUUCUUCUGGAUUUUCUGAAGUAAUAAUUACAUUGUCCAUAAAUGCUUUAACUUACCCAGACUAAUCCCCUUAAUUUUUGGGUCCUUUCUUAUUGCUAUUAGGAGUGUUUCUAGCGUCACAAUGAACAAAAGUGGGGAUAAAGGACAUCCUUGUCUGGUGCCUCUUUCAAUUUGGAAUUCUUCAGUUAUUUCACUGUUAAUUAUUAACUUAGCUUUCUGGUUUUCAUAAAUCUCUUUAAUACCAUUCAAAAUUUUGUUCCCAAGUUUCACACUUUCCACAGUGUGAACCAGAAAGUUCCAGGCCACACUGUCGAAGGCCUUCUCCGCAUCCACCAGUGACAAUGCCACCUUCUUACUAGGUUCCAUAUCAAUAAAUUCUAGAAAAUCAAUCACUACUCUUGUAUUAUUUUUUAUCUGUCUCCCUGGUAAAAAGCCAUUCUGAUCCUUACCUAUUAUUCUGGUCAAGCAUUUUCCAAUCUAUUUGAGAUUUUCUAAUCAAUAUUCAAUAAUGAAACUGGUCUGUAAUUCUUUAUAUUAUUUGGGUCCAUUCCUUGUUUUGGUAGUAAGGUUAUCAACGCUUCAUGCCAAGAGUUGGGGACAGAAGAGCUUUUAAAGCAGAGCAGGUACACUUUUCGGAUUUUCUGAGGACAGGGAAACUCAUGAUUUAGCAGGGUGAAAGUUUGGGACAGCAGCUGCUUGCAGCGAACAUUGUAUAGACGAAGGGGUAAUUAAAAUAUGUUAGAUUAAAGCAAUGGGUGCUACCACCCCUAGGGUGGGUGGGAUGACCCAGGGGCGCUAAUAGGUGAGGGGGGAGCUGGGGGUGCUGGAGGUGCAAAUGAAUAUCGGACUUCAAAAAGCUGGUAUCGCUGGAUCAAGUUCACAAGUCUCUCUGAAUUAAACUCAAUAGUUUCAACUGGAUUUUGACUGAAUGUGUAAUUAAUUGUCGUGGUUUUGAAUUUUAUCGUGCUAUUAUCUCCCUCAGCGGGUCGUGCAAACCACUGGUUUUAGUGUGGUAGGGAGCACUGGGGGACCGAGGAGGCAGGGAGUGGCCUGGGAAAAAACAUUUUGGAACCAUGAGAUUGUUGUUGUUGUUGUUGUUUGUUUGUUUAGUCGUGUCCAACUCUUCGGGACCCACUGGACCAGAGCACGCCAGGCACUCCUGUCUUCCACUGCCUCCCGCAGUUUAGUCAAAC
Molecule: messenger RNA, 8901 nt
Organism: Podarcis lilfordi (Lilford's wall lizard)
Lineage: Eukaryota; Metazoa; Chordata; Lepidosauria; Squamata; Lacertidae
Source: the annotation of a GenBank genome assembly